Molecule: messenger RNA, 1545 nt
Organism: Symbiodinium necroappetens
Lineage: Eukaryota; Dinophyceae; Suessiales; Symbiodiniaceae
Source: the annotation of a GenBank genome assembly
AUGUUGUGGCGUGGCUUGCAUGCCCUGAUCAUCCCAGCCCUCACUGGCCUGGUGGUCGCUGACCUUCCGGUGCACUGCCUCCAUCACGAGAUCAUUGGUAAUUGGAGGUUCAGCCUGGGCCGGCUAAGCAGCCAGAGGUCCUCUUGUGGCCAUCUGCGCCCAGACUCGCAAGACCUGCAACCGGGGCGAGCGGAGCACAUCGGGAAGGUUGACAAGGAGUUGCUGAUCUCCCUGAAAGACCCGAAUGUCGCAGAGGCUGACGAACACCAGCCAGGCACCUGGACGAUGAUCUAUGAUGAGGGCUUUGAAGUGAGCAUUGGCAACCACAACUUCUUUGCAUUCUCCAACUUCACCUUCGGGAAGGAUGGCGACGCACGGCAUCUGAAACACAACAUCUCCCACUGCCAUGAGACCAUGGUUGGCUGGUACCAUAGCAAGGACCGAGAACAAUUCGGUUGCUACUAUGCCAGCAAGAUCUUGUCCGAUGAAGAGAUGCGGGCGUCCAAUUCCAAGCAGGAAGUUCCUCUUACUUCCAGGGAGAAGCCGAAGACCCUCUUCUAUCAGACCAAGCUGUCUCAUCACCAUCAGCGGCAGGUGGUUCACAACCUCACGGAGAUGAUCCAGCAGCAGUCUUUGGGAUGGAGCGCGCGACCGAUGGAGAAGUGGACUGGCUUGUCAUUGCUGCAGGUGAACAGCUAUGCUGGCAUCAAGCGCGAGAAUCGCGUAGGGCAGAUGCUUCGACAGCACGGUGCAUCCUACAGGAGCUUGGAAAAGAAGCGAGCAAAGAGCUUUCUGCAAACCGGAAGCUCCCUUCGGGCUCUGCCGAAGCUGCCAGACUCCUGGGACUGGUCGGAUGUGAAUGGGCGCAGCUUCCUCGAGCCUGUCAUGGACCAGUCCGAGUGUGGAAGUUGCUAUGUGGCCUCUGCCAUGCGCAUGCUGACGGCCCGACACAAGAUCAACCAAAACGACACCAAUGUGCUGCCCUGGUCAAUUUCAUUUCCGCUGCAGUGCUCUGAGUACAACCAGGGCUGCAAGGGAGGCUACGGCAUUCUGGCUGCAAAGUGGUCGCAGGAAGUUGGCUUGCUGCCUGCGAACUGCAUGAGGUACACGACGGAAGGGAGUUGCGAGCUCGAGUGCGAUCUGAAGGCUCUGGGUGGCAAGCGCUACCGCGCCGACAACCAUCGAUACGUCGGGUCUUAUUACGGAGAACAUGGUGACAAGGUGAAUGAAAUCAAAUCAGAGCUCUUUCAUCAUGGGCCUUUGAUUCUCGGUAUUGAGCCUGGAGAAGACUUUAUGUGGUACUCUGACGGCAUCUACCGUUCCCCGAGUGCUCCGAGCGGGGCAAGCAAGUCUGAAUGGGAGAGAGUUGACCAUGCCGUGCUUUUGGUCGGCUACGGUGAGGAGGGUGGACAAAAGUACUGGAAACUGCAGAACAGUUGGGGCGAGGACUGGGGCGAGAAGGGCUUCUUCCGCAUAGUUAUGGGCGAGAAUGAUUCUGGCAUUGAGUCCAUUCCUGAAGCUGCAGAUGUGGUCGUGGAUGAACAG